This is a messenger RNA of Nipponia nippon (crested ibis), 1404 nucleotides long. Lineage: Eukaryota; Metazoa; Chordata; Aves; Pelecaniformes; Threskiornithidae. The record is from RefSeq and is a predicted model, not a curated record.
AUGCACCUGGCCGGAUUACUGCUCGCCCUGGAGAAGAGAGAGAAGGGGGAGCAGCGUGACCGCGGCUCACCUUCCCCAGCCAUGUGCUCGGUAAGCGAGGGUAGCAGUACAGACCCCUUGGUGGCCCGCUUCAAACAGGUGGAGGAGACGCUGGAGAAGCUGCACCGGGAGAACAGGAGCUUGAAGAACAAAGUGCCUCGGUACAACGCGCUCUGCACCUUGUACCACGAGUCCGCUCAGCAACUGAAGCACCUCCAGCUGCAGCUGGCUGCCAAGGAGGCGACGAUCCGGGAUCUUUCCAUUUUUUUUGAGGAAAAUCUCUACUACCUGGAAGUACAGAAGUUGAAUCAGCAACUAGAGGAGAAAAAUGGAGAGAUACAGCAGAUGAUAAAUCAGCCUCCGUAUGAAAAGGAGAGAGAAAUCUUACGACUUCAGAAGAGCUUGGCAGAGAGAGAGAAGGCUCAGGCCACCAGCGAUGUUUUGUGCCGUUCACUCACUGACGAAACUCACCAACUUCAACGCAAAUUAGCAUCCACAGCAGAAAUGUGUCAACAUCUGGCAAAAUGUCUAGAAGAGAAGCAAAGGAAAGAGAAGGGGAAUUCAGACGACCAGAUACCUACCGAAAGAUCUAAUCAGCUUUUGGACAAUGAAACUUCACUUCAAGCUCUUAUCUGCAACCUACAAGAUGAAAACAGGAUGUUAAAACAAAAAGUAGCUCAUGUGGAAGACUUAAAUGCAAAAUGGCAGAAAUACGAUGCAAGUAGGGAUGAGUAUGUGAAGCGACUCCACUUGCAGUUAAAAGAGAUGAAGUUGCAACUGGAGCAGCAGCACGGCGUAACUUCAGCACAAACAAAUGCUGACCUGAUGCACAAGGAGAUAUUCCGGUUAAACAAGCUACUGGAAGAAAAAAUGAAUGAGUGCAUAAAAACAAAGAGAGAAUUAGAAGAUGUGAAGAAGGCCAGUGAAGGAGAUAAUGAGCGCAUACAAAUGCUGGAGCAACAGGUCCUAGUUUAUAAAGACGAUUUCACAUCUGAGAGAUCGGACAGAGAACGAGCACAGAGUAAAAUACAAGAGCUUCAGGCAGAAGUUGCAUGUCUGCAGCACCAGCUAGCAAGAAGACAGGACUCGAGAGACACAAGUAGUCAUUUCAGAGUUCACGUUGGUAACCAAAAUCAUAUGUACGUACAGACGAACGUUGAACAUCUACGAGGCAAUAGCCCGGGCCAAACAGGCAGGAGAAGAACAUCCUCACAGGCUGAACAAGCUUCUCCCCCUGCGGACAGUGGAAACUCGGGAUCCGAGGGCAGGGCACAGGGUGAACUUAGAUGCCCUCAUUGUAUGAGGUUUUUCAGUGAUGAACUCAGCGAUGAAUUCCUCAAGCAUGUUGCUGAAUGUUGUCAGUGA